AUGUACCUUAUAGCGUAUCCAAAGCAUAGGGGCCCCAGCAACCCAUCGAGGGCCCAGAAAGCCCUUCAAGAAAGUCAGAGAGAAUAUACUGCCGUCCGUUGGCCAAUAAAGAGGCCCAUUUUAGGAGACGCACCAUGCAGGGAGCAAAUUUUUCAACAGACCAGCGCAAGCAUUGUUUACAGAAAUGGUCACUGGCCUAUGUCAGAGCGACCUUCAUGGCCAAAGCGUGUCUACGACAAAGAACACGAUAAGGUCGGUAUUCGAGACACCGUGAGCAAAACCAAGAACGUCGAGCUACAUACCACGGCCGAUAGUAUGUUUAAAGUGAUGAGGUCAUGCAAAAGGCCGCCAACGAGGGAGCACAGUGUCGCCUAUGCCUACCGAAUCUCGAAGCUGAAGGUAAAGUUUCUUACGGGAGACUUGACUGCCAAAAACUAUAUGAGAGACCCGGAAGCAUUCCUUAAUGUUGACGAUGAAGCUAAGAGGGAUUGCGAAGAAGUUACGGGUACCAUGGGAGCAAAUGGUUGA
Aspergillus glaucus CBS 516.65 is the source of this 528-nucleotide messenger RNA. RefSeq lists its product as uncharacterized. Lineage: Eukaryota; Fungi; Ascomycota; Eurotiomycetes; Eurotiales; Aspergillaceae. The record is from RefSeq and is a predicted model, not a curated record. The transcript is spliced from 4 exons. The coding region runs from base 1 to 528 and encodes 175 amino acids.